UUUUUAGGUUUUUGGCAGACGGAUGAGGACACCAUUUGUGGCAACAUGGCGAGUUUUUGUGGCGCACCUGAGGAAAUAUCAAUGGAAAAUCGAGAGUGUUUAGUAACUGACCAAGAUACCGGGCUUCAGGGUGCCGUCCCCGUUAAAAAGGCAGUAUGUCUUAUCGUUCUGGGGAUGGCGGGUUCCGGAAAAACUACCUUCGUUCAGAGGUUAACAGCUUAUCUUCACUCUCUGAAAUCUCCUCCGUAUGUUAUCAACUUGGACCCCGCUGUACAGCAUGUUCCAUUCCCUGCAAACAUCGACAUUAGAGACACUGUAAACUACAAGGAAGUGAUGAAGCAAUAUUGCCUUGGACCAAACGGAGGAAUUGUAACUUCACUCAAUCUUUUUGCUACACGCUUUGACCAGGUGAUGCACUUCAUAGAGAAGAAGCAGCAAAAUCACAGGUACAUACUGAUUGACACGCCGGGUCAAAUUGAGGUUUUCACCUGGUCAGCAUCUGGAACCAUCAUCACUGAGGCUCUGGCUUCAACUUUCCCUUGUGUUGUGGUCUAUGUGAUGGACACGCCACGCAGCGUCAAUCCCAUCACAUUCAUGUCUAAUAUGCUCUACGCCUGCAGUAUCCUUUACAAGACUAAGCUGCCAUUCAUUAUUGCCAUGAACAAGACAGAUAUCAUCAAUCACAGUUUUGCAUUGGAGUGGAUGCUGGACUUUGAGGUUUUUCAAGAUGCUCUUGAACAAGAAACUUCAUAUGUGAGCAACCUAAUGCGCUCCAUGAGUUUGGUGCUCGAGGAAUUUUACACCAACCUAAAGGUGGUGGGUGUGUCAGCAGUGACAGGAAGUGGAUUUGACAAGCUGUUGGAACAGGUUGAGGAUGCUGCCAAGGAAUAUGAGAGGGACUAUCUACCAGAAUAUGAAAGACUCCACAAUCAGCUGGCUCAGGUUCACCUAGAAAAGCAGCAACAGCAACUAGAGCAUCUCCGGAAGGACAUGGGAGCUGUCAACAUUUCAGGCUUAAUUGCGAAAGAAGAAUCCGAAAUUGCUGGACCCAGUGACAUCAUCAUGAGGCGUGGUACUCAAGAAAACACAGAAGAAACUGAUGAUAGUGACACGGAUGACAUUGACCACACUGCUACUGAAGAGAGCAAAGAAGGAAAUGCCUUCAGAAAUUUCCUGAAGGAGACAACGAAAGUAAUUCAGCACCAAACGAAGACGUCUCGGAUGCCUGAGGCACACUGAUUUCUGACCCCCUACAUCAUCAAUCUACACUGCAAACCGUGUAGCGGGAGAGACUUGGGUAGGUUAGGGACAGAUGAAAGCAGAUAAACCCAAAAAUUGGAUUUGAAAAAAAAAAAGUUUUCUUGUGUUUUUACAUGGACAGAUUUGCUAGCUGAAAUGGCACAUCAAUAUUAACUGGAAAAACUGACAGGAUUCCGUUCAUUAAUUGUCUUCUGUCGAUGCUUCUACAGUAGAAAAAAAUAUGUAGCCAAAAUGAGGGCAGUAACCAAAGACUUUCGGUACAUCUGUAUGAUCAUACUAGGGAUGGCUCAAUGGCUCUGAUACUCUAAUUUCAAUUUGAUACCUGAGCAUUCCCCUCGCGGAGAGCUGAAUCUUUAUCCGACAGUCGUCCCUGCUCAGCUAUGCUGAGAAUCCAAGAAGGCAAAGGGGGGGACUUAUUUUAGAUGGCUGAACCAUCAAUCCGGAGGUAUCCGAUUGAUAUCCACAUUGCCUGAUGCUCCAAGUUGCAGUAUCGGUAUCAGACAUGAAAAAACUUAUAUCGAGCCAUCCCUAGACCACCAAGUGCAACCCAAUUGUGACGUGACCUAAUCGUUGCUUACUAAGCACAUUCAGUUGCUGUACUAAAAUCUUAUAAAUGCAAAAAGAAAAAAAAAAAGCCACAUAGCAUGUCAUGUAAUAAAGAGACCAAUCGUAAAAUGAGUAAGCAACAUUAUUCAUUUCUAAGACAAAACCACAUUCUUACAAAUACUCUUAAAGUUUUUUUUUUUUUUUUUGAACUUUACUGUGGUUAUUCCCUUUAUUUAUCUAUAGACCACACUAAACUAAAAGUCAUCUUUCACACAAUUAGGUCCAUGCUGUGUGAACCGGUACAUACAGUUGGAAAACAAAGGAGAAAGCUAAGCAUAACCGAUUUGUUUUACCUGUGCUACAUUUCACCAACCACCUGAUGUUACCCUCCAUGACACACCCUGUAAUGUCGAUCCUGUCCAUGUGUCACAUAAUAAAAAUAUAUUUUUUAA
Cynoglossus semilaevis (tongue sole) is the source of this 2258-nucleotide messenger RNA. It is a transcript of the gene gpn1, whose product is annotated as GPN-loop GTPase 1. Lineage: Eukaryota; Metazoa; Chordata; Actinopteri; Pleuronectiformes; Cynoglossidae. Gene Ontology annotation, molecular function: GTPase activity. The record is from RefSeq and is a predicted model, not a curated record. Bases 46 to 1239 code for a protein of 397 amino acids. The transcript is spliced from 13 exons.